GAAGGAUUGAACUGAUUAUUCUACAUGCUACAGAGGGGAGCUAUACAUAAAGAAAUGUCUACGUUGAUGUCGUAUAGCUGUCAACAUGUAGUCAUGCGACAUAGCAACCAAUCAGUAGAUAAGCGCUCAUGCGGCCAACUGCAAGGAGACACCUCAACCGUGACAGAUAUUCUCUCUCAAAUGACUAAAAGCCGUCCAGAAGUAUAUAUUUCUUCUUCGUAUAGCCAUUAGUAGCAGCACUAACUGUAAAGAACCCAAGCACCGUUUAAACUCGUCCACAUUGUCCAUUACUAGCAGGUUUUAAAUAAUGGAGAACCUAAAACAGUACCUUGACAGACUGCAGAUCAGAUGGGAGAACUUG
Messenger RNA from Macroventuria anomochaeta, 361 nucleotides. RefSeq lists its product as uncharacterized. The record is from RefSeq and is a predicted model, not a curated record. Bases 55 to 231 code for a protein of 58 amino acids. The transcript has a single exon. NCBI's taxonomy places the organism in Eukaryota, Fungi, Ascomycota, Dothideomycetes, Pleosporales, Didymellaceae.